AUGAUCAAGGAACUCAAGAUGAUGGGCGAUCAAAUAUUCCUAAUAGUAACCCCCCCUAUCGGUGCAAAGGAUGCAAGCUAUGAGGAUUUUAAAAAAGUUAGAGAGUUGAUGGAAGAUGGGAAUCAUGAACUUUAUAAUGGUUGCACAAAAUAUAGAAAAUUGUCAUACAUUGUUCGUCUAUAUCAUGUAAAAGUUUUAUGUGGUGCUAUUGAUAAGACAUUUUCAAUUAUCAUUGAACUUCUAAAUGAUGCUUUUCCCUAUGCUAAACUACCGACAUCUUUCUAUGAAGCAAAAAAAAUGAUUAAGAUGUUAAGUCUAAGCUAUGAGAAAAUUCAUGCAUGUCCAAAUAAUUGCAUGUUGUAUUGGGGAUCAUUGGAGGAUGAGAAGAGAGAUAAAUGUAAGAAGUGUAAUAUGUCUAGAUGGAAAUCAAAUGAAAAUGAUGGUGGUGAAAGUCAUGUAACAGAUUUCCAAAAGAAAAAGAAGCCAAAACCCGCUAAAGUACUUCGAUACUGCCCACUUAUACCUAGGUUGAAAAGGUUAUACAUGUCUCCUAAAACAUCAAAGCUAUUGAAAUGGCAUGCUAGAGUGGCAAACCCUGAUGGAUUGUUAAGGCAUCCAAGAGAUAGUAAAGCAUGGAAAGACUUUGAUUCAUUGUAUCCAAACUUUGCUUCAGAUCCUCGUAAUGUAAGACUUGAAUUGGCUACAGAUGGUUUCAAUCCAUUCGAAACUUUAAGUUCUACUUAUAGUGUUUGGCAUGUGAUGUUGUACCUUUAUAACUACCCUCCAUGGUAUUGUAUGAAUCAAACUUCUCUUAUCAUGUCAAUGAUGAUUCCUGGCCCUAAGAUGCCUAGUAAUAGUAUUGAUCUUUACCUACAACUUUUAGUUGCAGAGUUAAAAAUAUUAUGGAAUGGUGUGGAGGCUUAUGAUUCCUCUACGAAUGAAAUGUUUCAUAUGCGUGCUAGCUUGUUUUGUACUAUUAGUGAUUUUCCUGGUCUUGAUAACUUAUCUGGGUGGAAUACACACACAUUGUUUGCUUGCCCAUCAUGUAGAUUUGAUACAGAAUCUAAAAGGUUGAAAUUUGGUAGAAAAAAUUGUUUCAUGGGGCAUCGUCGAUAUUUACCACUUGAUCACAAGUAUAAGUACAACAAACAUUCAUUUGAUGGAUCUUUGGAGUUUAGAUCUUCCCCUGCUCCAAUGUCAGGUUCGGAGGUGCUUGAACAAAUUGAGGAAUAUAGUCGCAAAAGGUCACGUGAUGAGGGUACGAGUGAGGAAUGCCCACUAUAA
This is a messenger RNA of Cicer arietinum (chickpea), 1284 nucleotides long. RefSeq lists its product as uncharacterized. The record is from RefSeq and is a predicted model, not a curated record. Lineage: Eukaryota; Viridiplantae; Streptophyta; Magnoliopsida; Fabales; Fabaceae.